Messenger RNA from Marmota flaviventris (yellow-bellied marmot), 2831 nucleotides. RefSeq names its product WD repeat and FYVE domain containing 2 (gene Wdfy2). Gene Ontology annotation, cellular component: early endosome. The record is from RefSeq and is a predicted model, not a curated record. Gene Ontology annotation, molecular function: protein binding; metal ion binding. Gene Ontology annotation, biological process: positive regulation of protein phosphorylation; positive regulation of fat cell differentiation. Lineage: Eukaryota; Metazoa; Chordata; Mammalia; Rodentia; Sciuridae.
CCGGUGGCAUCCCGGGUAGUGGCGGUUUUGGUGCCCGAAGCCGGGAGCGCAGAGUCGUUCCCGGGCGAGGCGGCCAGGCUAUGAUUGCGGGUCCCCGGCGUCCCGCUCCGGCCAGCCAGCGUCCCUGUCUCAGCCUGUGCCGGUGCCCGUGCCCGAGCGAUUUCCUCAGCCCGGCCCCGAGGCGCGGUUGUUGGCGGCGCCCCUGGCGCGCCCCCUCCUCCGAUGGCGGCGGAAAUCCAGCCCAAGCCGCUGACCCGCAAGCCGAUUCUGCUGCAGCGGGUCGAGGGGUCUCAAGAGGUGGUGAAUAUGGCUGUGAUCGUGCCCAAAGAGGAGGGCGUCAUCAGUGUCUCAGAGGACAGGACAGUUCGUGUUUGGUUAAAGAGAGACAGCGGGCAGUACUGGCCAAGCAUAUACCAUGCAAUGCCUUCUCCAUGUUCAUGCAUGUCUUUUAACCCGGAAACCAGAAGACUGUCCAUAGGUCUAGACAAUGGUACAAUCUCAGAGUUUAUUUUGUCAGAAGAUUAUAACAAGAUGACUCCUGUGAAAAACUAUCAAGCACAUCAGAGCAGAGUGACGAUGGUCCUGUUUGUCCUGGAGCUGGAGUGGGUGCUGAGCACGGGACAAGACAAGCAGUUUGCCUGGCACUGUUCUGAGAGUGGGCAGCGCCUUGGAGGUUAUCGCACCAGUGCUGUGGCCUCAGGCCUGCAAUUUGAUGUUGAAACCCGGCACGUGUUUAUUGGUGACCACUCAGGCCAAGUAACAAUCCUCAAACUGGAGCAAGAAAACUGCACCCUGGUCACAACAUUCAGAGGACACACAGGUGGGGUGACCGCUCUCUGUUGGGACCCAGUCCAGCGGGUAUUAUUCUCCGGCAGUUCAGAUCACUCUGUCAUCAUGUGGGACAUCGGCGGGAGAAAAGGAACAGCCAUUGAGCUCCAAGGACACAAUGACAAAGUCCAGGCUCUCUCCUAUGCACAGCACACACGACAGCUCAUCUCAUGUGGUGGUGACGGUGGCAUAGUCGUCUGGAACAUGGAUGUGGAGAGGCAGGAGACACCUGAGUGGCUGGACAGCGAUUCCUGCCAAAAGUGUGAUCAGCCUUUCUUCUGGAACUUCAAACAAAUGUGGGACAGUAAGAAAAUUGGCCUAAGACAGCACCAUUGCCGCAAGUGCGGGAAAGCUGUCUGCGGAAAGUGCAGCUCCAAGCGCUCCUCCAUCCCCCUGAUGGGCUUCGAGUUUGAAGUGAGAGUCUGUGACAGCUGCCAUGAAGCCAUCACCGAUGAAGAACGUGCACCCACAGCUACCUUCCAUGAUAGUAAACAUAAUAUUGUGCAUGUACAUUUUGAUGCAACCAGGGGAUGGUUACUGACUUCUGGAACCGACAAAGUCAUUAAGUUGUGGGAUAUGACCCCAGUAGUGUCUUGAUGACUCUCCCAGGAAUCAGAAAGAUGUAGUAUUUACUAAAGAAAUGGUUGUUCUGAUCCACAUGGCUACUGAAGCACCAAAGCUACAUGCGAGAAGUAAGAGAAGCUGAAGACCCGAGGUGAAUCUGCACCCUCCCUACACAGUCAGUGGGAACUAGCAGAAGGACACUCAGUCCAACUUGUUCAUAUGAUAUAAAAGAAGAUAUUUUUUUAACAAAUGGUUUAUACAGUCUGGCUGUGCUACAUUGUUUUGAGUAUACUGAAAAAUCUGUGUGGGGUGUUUCAUUUUUAUAUUUUCCAACCCUCCAUUUUACUUGUUGCUUUGUGUGUUGGAGAAAUAAGAGAAUCGUCUCCCUGUUCAGGGGGCGUUGGUCAUUAUAAAGUAGUUUCCACAUUUUCCUCACCUCGGCAUGUGUCAUGUGGUCAGCAUCUUUUCUCCUUUUCUGUCUUCAUCUGUUUGCACCUUCGCUGCUUUUCUCCAGAGUAAUUGUAUUUACACUCUUCACUCCCAGUGUUCCUACUUUCGUGUCCUCCUCCGUGGAGAGGAAAACCGUUUGUGUGGAUCCGCCAGCCAACUUCUUGAGUCCCCUGAGGAAUGAGCCGUCUGUCUGUUCUGACCUAUUCAUGUUCUUGCCGAGUAGGAGUGCCCUUGCGUUUCUGCCUUAGUUUUCUUAAAAAAUGCUGUGAGGAAGCUGCUCCCAACCAUCGUCAUCCAGAAGUAGAUGAUAGGACUCAGAGCUUCAACCAUCAGUGCCUGGAUCAGUUACCAUUCAGCUGGGGCCUCCUGAGCCUUCUGGGUUUUAGUUUUUUUGGAUAGCCCUCCCCUCACAACAUUCAAAACCAACUGAAACCUAAACCUAAAUAAGUGUCUUUAGGCUAUUUUUCGGUGUGACAUCAUCUCUGAACUUGAACCUUUAUUAUUUCAAGAUUGUCAUCCUGCUCUAUUCUUCACUAUCUGUAUUGUCUUCCCCUUUAAAAAACAGUCAUUCAGACAUCUUUAUCUUAAGGUAAUUCAUCAGAACAUUUUGCACACUUUUAUUUUAAGACCCUAUGUGACCUGAGACACAAAGGUACUGAAAUCCUACAGUUUGUGCUGUGUUCCUGCUGGGAACUUAAAAGAGGACUUUAGAAACCUGAAGAAGUCUUACUUCUAAGGGAAUCCUAGCAAGCUUGAUAAAAUGUAAUAAGUGAUGCACCUAAGGAUAUUGAAUUCCUAUUUUAAAAUCUUACUUUCACUCAUAAAAAUACAAUUAGAUUUAGUGGCGAGGAUAUGCCGGGGACCUGUCUCACUCUAAGCACUUUACCACCUCCUCGGAUCCUUACCUGGCACACAUACUGGGGGAUCACAGUCUCUUGAGAAUCACCUGUCUAAAUAAAGUCUUAAAACAGGCCACCUGUUUGCCCUUC